AUGAGUUCUCCAACUAGUAUUGAAGAUUUUGAUCAAUUACCUGAUGCAAAUCAGUCAAUAAAAUCAUCUUCUGAAAAUAAUAAUUUACAUUUACAUCAAAAUAAUAAUAAUAGUAAUGGUAAUAUUAAUAAUCAUAUUUAUACUGAUGAUUUUAUGAUGGAUAAUGAUAAUAGCGAUUACGAAGAAUUGAGGAAAACAAUUGUUAAACGAAGAUUAUCAAGUAUUAAACGUCCACAUCAACCUUAUAUUGAUUAUAAUCAAAAUUAUAAUACAAAUUCAUUAUUAAGAUUACCAACAGAAAUAUUAUUACAGAUCUUUCAUUAUCUAGAAAGAAAAGAUUGGUAUUCAUUAUUAUCAACAUGUAAAGAAAUUGCUGAUUUGAUUAUUGAAAUGUUAUGGUUUAGACCAAAUAUGCAAAAUGAUACUUCAUUUAAAAAAAUUAAACAAGUUAUGGAAAUUACUAAAAAUAAAACUCAUUGGGAUUAUAGACAAUACAUAAAAAGAUUAAAUUUAUCAUUUAUGACAAAAUUAGUUGAUGAUGAUUUAUUAAAUUUAUUUAUUGGUUGCCCCAAAUUGGAAAGAUUAACGUUGGUAAAUUGUGCAAGAUUAACUAAAAAUCCAAUAACAAAAGUUUUAAAAGGUUGUGAAAGAUUACAAUCUAUUGAUUUAACUGGUGUUACUGAUAUUCAUGAUGAUAUUAUAAAUGCAUUGGCUGAAAAUUGUUCAAGAUUACAAGGUCUUUAUGCUCCUGGAUGUGGUAAUGUUAGUGAAUCUGCAAUUCAAAAUUUAUUAAAAUCUUGUCCAAUGUUAAAAAGAGUAAAAUUUAAUUCAAGUGAUAAUAUAACUGAUGAAAGUAUAUUAACAAUGUAUGAAAAUUGUAAAUCAUUAGUUGAAAUUGAUUUACAUGGUUGUGAAGAAAUUACUGAUAAAUAUUUAAAAAACAUUUUUUUAGAUUUAACUCAAUUAAGAGAAUUUAGAAUAAGUAAUGCACCUGGUAUAACUGAUAAAUUAUUUGAAUUAAUUCCCGACGGUUAUAUUUUAGAAAAAUUAAGAAUAAUUGAUAUAACUGGUUGUAACGCAAUAACUGAUAAAUUAGUUGAAAAAUUAGUUUUAUGUGCUCCAAGAUUAAGAAAUGUUGUAUUAUCAAAAUGUAUGCAAAUUACUGAUGCAUCAUUAAGAGCAUUAAGUCAAUUAGGUAGAAGUUUACAUUAUAUACAUUUAGGUCAUUGUGGUUUAAUAACAGAUUAUGGAGUUGCUGCAUUAGUUAGAUAUUGUCAUAGAAUACAAUAUAUUGAUUUAGCAUGUUGUUCACAAUUAACAGAUUGGACAUUAGUUGAAUUGGCAAAUUUACCAAAAUUAAGAAGAAUUGGUUUAGUUAAAUGUUCAAUGAUAACUGAUUCUGGUAUAUUAGAAUUAGUUAGAAGAAGAGGUGAACAAGAUUGUUUAGAAAGAGUUCAUUUAUCAUAUUGUACAAAUUUAAAUGUUGGUCCAAUUUAUUUAUUAUUAAAAAAUUGUCCAAAAUUAACUCAUUUAUCAUUAACUGGUAUAUCAGCAUUUUUGAGAAGAGAAAUUACACAAUAUUGUCGAGAUCCACCACCAGAUUUUAAUGAACAUCAAAAAAGUUUAUUUUGUGUAUUUAGUGGACAUGGAGUUAAUCAAUUAAGAAAUUAUUUAAAUCAAGUAAUGGAGGCAAGAACAUUUCAAAUUGAUCAAAAUGAAAUGCAUGCAUUAUUUGAUGCAAGAAGAAGAAGAUUUGCAAAUGGAGAAGAUAUAGAGAUGGGAAAUGAAGAGAAUAAUAAUAAUAAUAAUAAUAAUAAUAACAACAACAACAACAACAACAACAACAACAACAACAACAACAACAAUAAUCAAACCAAUACUGAAAAUAAUAAUGCUAAUUUAGCUUUGGAUAAUAUAUGGGGUAGACGAGCUGUUGGUUUAGGUUUUCCAAAUUUAAAUAAUAAUAAUGAAACUUUUGGUUUAAAUGAUAACAUGAAUCAAGAAAUGAUUAUUAAUAGAGAAAUAUUUAGAGAAUUAAAUGAAGGUAAUCUUGGGCCAGAAGAUUUAAGACAACAUUUUGCAAGAGUAAUUAGAGAACAACAACAAAGAAGAACAUUAGAAGGUCAAAAUAGAGCAAGACAACAACAACAACAACUAGAUCAAACAAGAAAUCAAAGAAUUAGAGAAAAUAUUACUAUAGUAGAUCCACAAAAUGCACCACAAAUUGAACAACCACCAGUAUUCCCAAAUGGUGAUCAACGACAACAACCAAUACAACAACACCAAAACUUGCCAAUAAUUAAUGAUGAUGAAGAUAUAGAAAUGGAAGCAGCUGAUCUAUUUCCAAGAAAUAAUUAG
This is a messenger RNA of Insectozyma verbasci, 2358 nucleotides long. Lineage: Eukaryota; Fungi; Ascomycota; Pichiomycetes; Serinales; Debaryomycetaceae. The record is from the annotation of a GenBank genome assembly.